CAAUAAUAUCAAAAUCACAAAGCAUAGUAGAUGAGUUGUGGAUGACUGCUGUCACGAUGCUGGUCGAACCGACGAUGAACCGGCUGGACGGCCGUCUGGCCACGUUCAAGGAGUGGCUGGUGGAGAAUGAGCCGGGCUGUGUGUGCACAGCCAGGAAGAUGGCGGAGAGCGGGUUUUUCCGCUGCGGUGGCGAUGAGGAGCCCGAUCUAACGCGCUGCUUUGUCUGCCACAAGGAGAUGGAGGGCUGGGAGGCCGAGGAUAACCCCAUGGAGGCGCGCUACCACACCGCCAAGUGUCCUCUGGCCAAGCUCGGCAAGCCGGCCUCGCAGCUCACUGUGGAGGACAUGCUGAAAUUGAUCAACUUUCAACAGACGGAGAGAGUGAGGGCGUUGAGCUCAGACAUGAUCGAGGAAUUUAAAACGGACGCAACUGAAGUGCGGAAGCAGCUGGAAGCCCUCGCCAAGAAGCCGACACGCAAGCGGAGGGCUCGGUAAUGAAAACGGCGACCAUAGAGGAACGUGCCGACGGAGGAGGGGGGGGGGGGAGGGAGGCUAGAUGAAGUCCACUUUUUAUGAUGUUGUCAAUACUUAGUAAGCUCUAACUCGACGGCAAGAAGUGGCAUGUCUUUGUCUGUGGCGUGGACCAAUGGUCUCAAAGUUUGUACGGUAGACAGCGUAAUCAUAGGUUGGAUGAAAGGAAGUAGUAACGCCUGUCUUCUUACGCGCCGUGUAGAUGCUGGUGGAGGUUAGCUCAGAACAGCCAUGGAUGUGUUGCGCCUCGUCAUAGAAAUGUAUCGUCUUCCUGCUUCUAUCCAUUGCCGUCAUGUACAUUGUACAAUGCUCAUGUGUGUACUUCAUCAUAGUGAGUUUCGAAGACUCUUCAUUUGCUUGUGACUGUUUCUUAUCCCGAUCACUGCUACCAAGAUAUAAGAGAAAUUAUUUCACGUUACUGAUUCAUGUUUUGACGCCUGAUAAUAUGUUUCCGUGUUUUGUCUGAUGAAUACAGUAGCAUUUCACACGA
This is a messenger RNA of Amphibalanus amphitrite, 1020 nucleotides long. RefSeq names its product baculoviral IAP repeat-containing protein 5-like. The record is from RefSeq and is a predicted model, not a curated record. Lineage: Eukaryota; Metazoa; Arthropoda; Thecostraca; Balanomorpha; Balanidae. The coding region runs from base 42 to 494 and encodes 150 amino acids. The transcript has 5 exons.